Molecule: messenger RNA, 745 nt
Organism: Mya arenaria
Lineage: Eukaryota; Metazoa; Mollusca; Bivalvia; Myida; Myidae
Exons: 2
Coding region: 98-685 (195 amino acids)
Biological process (GO): mitochondrial translation
Cellular component (GO): mitochondrion; mitochondrial small ribosomal subunit
Molecular function (GO): structural constituent of ribosome
Source: RefSeq, a predicted model, not a curated record
UCGAAAUUUAUAAAAAUCAAGCACUCCGAGUCCUUUUAAUGUAAUUUCGCGACACAUAUUAAUUUUUUUUAUACGAAGUUGAAAAUAAAUAAUAAAAAUGUCAGUUAUAUACGUGGGCAAAGAAAGCUAUUUUCAUGGCAAAUCAUUAUUCCAGAUUGCAAGAAAAUACAGAAAUGCUGGAAUCGGAAGAAUGGUUAUGAGAAAAAAAUGGGAUCGGUAUGAGGAACCAUCGUACUACAGACUUACCCAAGUUGUGCCUGCAAUGAACGUCAAGGGUUACCACAAAGGACUAGCCUUCGGGGAGAAGGUGUUCAGGGGCAAGAACUAUGGCGUGUGCAGAAUUGAUUCUGGCUACAAGUUUGAUUGGAUUUUGGUGCCAAAAGAACAAGAACAAGCUAUCAUUGACUCAGUUAAAUCGUCCUAUCCAACAAAAGAAACUGUUGUUCCAUACGAGGUUACUGUUCCUCCUCUCAUGAAAAUGUUUAUAAGUGGUGAGCUGAAGGCCCAUGGGUAUAGAGUUUCAGAAGACAUGUUUGUGACAAAGAGAAAAAUUAUCAAGAGUAAGUACAGCUUUGCUAAGCUGGAUAAAAGUGCUGAAGAUGUUCCCCCUGCCCCAGAGUACAAACUCAUGAUGAAGCAAGUGAAGAGGUCGAUAAAGAAAUCGGAUGAAAAGGAAAUCAGUUGAAUGUUGCUUUUGGUAAAUCAACUGUGUAAGAUAUUCUUAUAAAAUAAUCAUAAAUCUGGA